Acipenser ruthenus (sterlet) is the source of this 2553-nucleotide messenger RNA. Its product is annotated as zinc finger protein 850-like. NCBI's taxonomy places the organism in Eukaryota, Metazoa, Chordata, Actinopteri, Acipenseriformes, Acipenseridae. The record is from RefSeq and is a predicted model, not a curated record. The coding region runs from base 1 to 2553 and encodes 850 amino acids. The transcript is spliced from 2 exons.
AUGUACAGGCCUCUGGCUGCAUCGACGGGCUGCAAGGACCAACACGACGAAGCGGGGCAGAGUCCCACAGGCUGCAAGGAUCAACAGGACGAAGCAGGGCAGAGUCCCACAGGCUGCAAGGAUCAACAGGACGAAGCAGGGCAGAGUCCCACAGGCUGCAAGGAGCAACAGGAUGAAGCAGGGCAGAGUCCCACAGGCUGCAAGGACCAACAGGACGAAGCGGGGCAGAGUCCCACAGGCUGCAAGGACCAACAGGACGAAGCGGGGCAGAGUCCCACAGGCUGCAAGGACCAACAGGACGAAGCAGGGCAGAGUCCCACAGGCUGCAAGGACCAACAGGACGAAGCGGGGCAGAGUCCCACAGGCUGCAAGGACCAACAGGACGAAGCGGGGCAGAGUCCCACAGGCUGCAAGGACCAACAGGACGAAGCGGGGCAGAGUCCCACAGGCUGCAAGGAUCAACAGGACGAAGCAGGGCAGAGUCCCACAGGCUGCAAGGAGAAACAGGACAAAGCGGGGCAGAGUCCCACAGGCUGCAAGGAGCAACAGGGCGAAGCGGGGCAGAGUCCCACAGGCUGCAAGGACCAACAGGACGAAGCGGGGCAGAGUCCCACAGGCUGCAAGGAGCAACAGGGCGAAGCGGGGCAGAGUCCCACAGGCUGCAAGGACCAACAGGACGAAGCGGGGCAGAGUCCCACAGGCUGCAAGGACCAACAGGAUGAAGCGGGGCAGAGUCCCACAGGCUGCAAGGAGCAACAGGACGAAGCGGGGCAGAGUCCCACAGGCUGCAAGGAUCAACAGGACGAAGCGGGGCAGAGUCCCACAGGCUGCAAGGACCAACAGGACGAAGCAGGGCAGAGUCCCACAGGCUGCAAGGAGCAACAGGGCGAAGCAGGGCAGAGUCCCACAGGCUGCAAGGAGCAACAGGGCGAAGCAGGGCAGAGUCCCACAGGCUGCAAGGACCAACAGGACGAAGCAGGGCAGAGUCCCACAGGCUGCAAGGAGCAACAGGGCGAAGCAGGGCAGAGUCCCACAGGCUGCAAGGAGCAACAGGAUGAAGCAGGGCAGAGUCCCACAGGCUGCAAGGACCAACAGGACGAAGCAGGGCAGAGUCCCACAGGCUGCAAGGAGCAACAGGGCGAAGCAGGGCAGAGUCCCACAGGCUGCAAGGAGCAACAGGACGAAGCAGGGCAGAGUCCCACAGGCUGCAAGGAGCGACAGGACGAAGCAGGGCAGAGUCCCACAGUCUGCAAGGACCAACAGGACGAAGCAGGGCAGAGUCCCACAGGCUGCAAGGAGCAACAGGGCGAAGCAGGGCAGAGUCCCACAGGCUGCAAGGAGCAACAGGACGAAGCAGGGCAGAGUCCCACAGGCUGCAAGGACCAACAGGACGAAGCAGGGCAGAGUCCCACAGGCUGCAAGGAGCAACAGGACGAAGCAGGGCAGAGUCCCACAGGCUGCAAGGAGCAACAGGACGAAGCAGGGCAGAGUCCCACAGGCUGCAAGGAGCAACAGGACGAAGCAGGGCAGAGUCCCACAGGCUGCAAGGAGCAACAGGACGAAGCAGGGCAGAGUCCCACAGGCUGCAAGGACCAACAGGAUGAAGCAGGGCAGAGUCCCACAGGCUGCAAGGAGCAACAGGACGAAGCGGGGCAGAGUCCCACAGGCUGCAAGGACCAACAGGAUGAAGCAGGGCAGAGUCCCACAGGCUGCAAGGACCAACACGACGAAGCGGGGCAGAGUCCCACAGGCUGCAAGGACCAACAGGACGAAGCGGGGCAGAGUCCCACAGGCUGCAAGGAGCAACAGGACGAAGCAGGGCAGAGUCCCACAGGCUGCAAGGAGCAACAGGGCGAAGCGGGGCAGAGUCCCACAGGCUGCAAGGACCAACAGGACGAAGCAGGGCAGAGUCCCACAGGCUGCAAGGACCAACAGGACGAAGCAGGGCAGAGUCCCACAGGCUGCAAGGACCAACAGGACGAAGCAGGGCAGAGUCCCACAGGCUGCAAGGACCAACAGGACGAAGCGGGGCAGAGUCCCACAGUCUGCAAGGACCAACAGGACGAAGCAGGGCAGAGUCCCACAGGCUGCAAGGACCAACAGGACGAAGCAGGGCAGAGUCCCACAGGCUGCAAGGACCAACAGGACGAAGCGGGGCAGAGUCCCACAGGCUGCAAGGAGAAACAGGACAAAGCGGGGCAGAGUCCCACAGGCUGCAAGGACCAACAGGAUGAAGCAGGGCAGAGUCCCACAGGCUGCAAGGAGCAACAGGACGAAGCGGGGCAGAGUCCCACAGGCUGCAAGGACCAACACGACGAAGCAGGGCAGAGUCCCACAGGCUGCAAGGAGCAACAGGACGAAGCAGGGCAGAGUCCCACAGGCUGCAAGGAGCAACAGGACGAAGCAGGGCAGAGUCCCACAGGCUGCAAGGACCACACUGGGAUUGAAGAUUGUAUGGAGCAAGCACAGAGACAGUGUUUUUGGAUCACACUGGGAUUGAAGAUUGUAUGGAGCAGGCACAGAGACAGUGUUUUUGGAUCACACUGGGAUUGA